GCCAUGGACUUAUAACCCUUUUGCUAUGCCAUGACUUUCCUUCGUCUCCCCUUUUCAUACGUUAAAAACUCGUCGCCACUCCUUUUUGCUUAUAUAAACAAAUCAUUUUUAGUCACCAUUUUAUUUAUACAAAAAAACCAUGGGAUCCAAAGCAGAGAAAGAAUGGAGUUCCACAUCAAAGCUACCAUUAUUUUCAUCCCCACAUGCACACAUGCAAUCACCGGAAAAACAAUGGGUUUUAACCCCACCACACCAUGCUUUAGCCUCGGUUCCGUUCCGGUGGGAAGAAGAACCAGGGAAACCCAAACCAUGUUGCACAACAACACUCACCACUACUUAUGACUUGGGUCGAAAGUGCUUGGAACUGCCUCCUAGGUUGCUGAUACUGGAUGCUGCUAAGAACACCGCCGGCGGCAAGCUUUAUUCGCCGACCACGGUGUUGGAUGGUCCUUAUAUGGGCAAGGCUAGGUUUCAGUCUUCUUCUUUUAGGAUAGGAAGUGAGUGUUAUGGGUCGUUUCGUAGUGGUAGUUUUAGUCCUGAAAAUAUGGUGGUGCACGGUGGUAGUGGUGGUGGUGCCAUGGUGGUUAGUAGCAAGAGAGUGAAGAGAGAUAAAGGGUUUCUUGGUUCUCGAAGAAGGGAUGUUUUCCCAUCUUUUGGAGAUGAAUAUGGUAGCAGCUUUAACACUCUUUCUCGUUCCAAAUCUCAUUUCUGGAAAAGUUGUUUGAUGGACAUGACAGGGAAGUAUCUAUCAAGGCUUAAAGCAAGUGGUUCCAUGGAGCAAAAGGGGAAAGAAGGAUAGGUUUAUGGCCUGAUCUUUCUAAUCCAAGGCAAACCCUAUUUUAUAACAUGAGGUUGAAAUGAACAGAAUUACCUGUGUCGGCUGCAGUAGUGGUCAAAAUAUUAAUCCAUUUAAGCAGCUUGAUAUUUUCCUGUAAAUGAAAGUGACUAAUUAAAUGUAAUAUAUAUCUACUUUUAUUUGGAUGGCUAUGGCUAUGGCUAUGGCUCUAA
Gossypium raimondii (Peruvian cotton) is the source of this 1008-nucleotide messenger RNA. RefSeq lists its product as uncharacterized. Lineage: Eukaryota; Viridiplantae; Streptophyta; Magnoliopsida; Malvales; Malvaceae. The transcript has 2 exons. Bases 140 to 799 code for a protein of 219 amino acids. The record is from RefSeq and is a predicted model, not a curated record.